Molecule: messenger RNA, 1473 nt
Organism: Truncatella angustata
Lineage: Eukaryota; Fungi; Ascomycota; Sordariomycetes; Amphisphaeriales; Sporocadaceae
Exons: 2
Source: RefSeq, a predicted model, not a curated record
CAUUUCGGACCGAGCCAAGACAUGGCGCGCCGCCGAGGUCCGGAGAUUUUUAAUGCCGUGCAUAACGCCAUGCGCCAAUGGGGCUCUUCUUUGCACCACAAUGGCAUGUCGUACUUCUUGGCCACGGUGCCCAAGGGCGUAUUAUUGCACCACGGGAACGGUAGCCCGGACUCACCGACCGAGCCCGACUGGUUGGCCUAUGAGAUUGAACACGCAGAGAACUUCGCAAGAGGAAGGCGUGGAGGCCCUGGUGGUGGUCGACCACCAGGGCAUGGCGGCCCACCGCCAGAAGGUGACGAGGAAAAGCAACAUGCCGUGAAAGAAGGCGGGCGAGGCCUGGAGCUCAGGAGCGACGAUGAAGACGUCCAUGGGUACCUGCACACAUACGAGACGACACGGGAUCUGAAAUUUCUCUACGUUGAUGGCAUGGGAGGUGGUAAAACAUCGAUGGGCACACUGGACUCACAGGACUAUCUUCUCAGGGGCAAGAACCCGGCGAACGAAACAGAGAAAUGGACACACAAGCAGCUUGAAGGUGGUGGUCCCAUGGAUGAGCAAGCGCGCGCGAAGGAUCUUUGUGCACUGGCCAACGAAUGGGGUCUGCAAGGCAUCGUACGCAUGGAAGCCGGUUUUGAGAUCAUUAAAUGUGACUUCUCCGACGGCCUACAAGAAGUGCAGGCCUUACAGCGUCCGGAACAAAGUCGCGGACCGGGGGUUUUCGGCAACCUCGAAUUCAUUAGGGGACUUUCAGAGAGGUACCAGGGGAUUGGAUCUACGAGGACGAUAAUUGAUUACUCCUCUAUGGUUUCAGCCUUCUUCUUCCCUGUCAACUUGACGAAUCCUAAUCCCAAGAGACAGGACCUGCCGAGGUUGUUUUCGGCAGAGGACAGUCAGCUGGCCGCUAUCAAGGAUUAUCUUGAGGCUGUCAUUUCGGAACGUCGUGACGUGCCAGCACGCACUAUUGACUGGCAGGACGUCACCGACUUGAUCGUCGGCCGCUACGCGGACCGAAUCAAGUACAUGGCCGAAUCCGUCUCCCGCAUUGAGUCGAUGGCCAGUGAGGUCAACUUUCUCUUGACCAUGUUCAUUGACGGUUCGGGCGUCGAGCCCACUGAAACUGCCGUCAACCGCUGCGCGGACUUUUACCUCCGCUCUGUGGCGCCCGUCACCGACUCGGACCGCUUCAUCAAGACCGCCUUACGUUCCGUCACGCACGAGAUCUGCAGCACGCUCUUUCUUGUUCGGGGCCUUGUGGUGGAGGACCCGGCUCCCGACCGGGGGUCGUUGGCAGCCGCGGCGAGCGCCCUUGGGGCGCUUAUGCAAAGCUUGAACUGGACGCGAUUCAAGAGAUGUCCGCCCUGUACCAUUGACGAGGUAUGUGUAAUUCCCAUGUGGCCCAUGGGGACGGUGGAGGAAUACAAGAACCCGAGAUGCUCAAACGGUUCAGAGAUGAGAGAGGGCGAGAGAUAUUGG